Messenger RNA from Amoebophrya sp. A25, 2974 nucleotides. Lineage: Eukaryota; Dinophyceae; Syndiniales; Amoebophryaceae. The record is from the annotation of a GenBank genome assembly.
GCACGAACAAUUUUCACGACUGACACAUCCUCCACAGGAGAGAGCAUUCGAGUGAGCGAGUUAGUACUUACAUUAAAAGGAAAGAAGAUGUGCUCACAGGAAGUUCUGAAAAGUCCACAACAGCAGAUGUCUGACCUGAUUUAUGUAGUUUUGUACUACUGAACAGGCACGACCAAAUUCCACUUCUUACAACGCACCCUUUACAGGAGAGAGGAUCCGAGUGAAUGAGUACUUAGAGGAAACUUUUUCUGUGAAGAACCUAGAGACUCAUUCGUACAACUUCUACGAAAAAGAAACAAGAGGAAAAAAGAUGUCCUCACAGGAAGUUCUGAAAAGUCCGCAACAGCAGAUGCUGGACGUGGCUGCCACGAAAGAGGGCGGUGGAAAAACGCGUGUUUUGAUCACAGGCGGUGCCGGCUUCAUUGGGAGUCAUUUGCUAGACUACUUGAUGGAACGAGGCUACGACUGCAUCGUCUGUGAUAACUUCUUUACCGGCAAGAAGGAAAACGUAGCGAGAUGGAUGGGGCAUCCGAACUUUGAGCUGAUAAGACACGACAUUGUCGAACAUUUGAUGGUUGAGGUAGACCAGAUCUACCACCUUGCAUGCCCAGCGUCGCCAGUGCAUUAUCAGUAUAAUGCGAUUAAAAUUAUGAUUUAGAAGGUUAUGGAUAUCAGAGACAUUCGUAGAACUCAAAAGAGAGGUUUAGGAUAUAAUCAGAGACAUUCCUUCGUAGAACUCAAGAGAAGAGACUCAGGGAAGUCGUCGGUCCAAUCCGAACCGCCUAACGUCAUCACUCAUAUGAAGGAUUAUAUUAAUUCUUGAAGGAUUGAACAAAACCCUUCACGGUUUGGGUGAGGGUAAUGCAGCUACAACUAUUGUUGAUUUUGGAUCCGAUCCUAUAACAUCAAGAGUCAAGACGAGCGCAGUUAAAGAAUUAUCCACACCUUCUUCUUCUUUCCUCAGGAACCCCUUACCCUUUCUAAUAACCCCAUCAAGACCAACAUCAUCGGAACAAUGAAUAUGUGCGGUUUAGCCAAACGUACCGGAGCGCGUAUUCUUCUAGCCAGUACCAGUGAGGUCUACGGUGACCCUGAUAUUCAUCCGCAAGUAGAAGAGUAUUGGGGAAAUGUAAACUGUAUUGGUCCUCGUAGCUGCUACGAUGAGGGAAAGCGAACGGCAGAGACUUUGAGUACUUUUGCUUUCCUACACCUUCUAUUUCCUUGGGUCGUUUCUAUUCUUUCAGCAUCUUUGUAAUAUUGGAAUUGUAUGUGAAGAUGUUGUCUCGUGCUAGAAUUUUGCUUUCGUCCCAAAAAAAUAAAACCCUCUCAACGAACAGUGAUGGACUACCAUCGGCAGAACGGCGUCGACAUCCGUAUUGUCCGUAUCUUCAACACCUACGGACCGAGGAUGGUCUUCCACGAUGGGCGAGUUGUCAGCAACUUUAUUGUGCAGGUACUGAUUUGAAUGAUGCUAUAAUUCGUGUGUGGUCUAGGAGAUGAACUUCUAUGACUAUCUAUCAUGUGCUUCACCAUCUGACAACAGGCAUUGCUCCACCCACACCAAAACGUAGACGUUGGUAAGAAGGUUACAUCCGCACGAGGAAGCAGUAAACCGAGCGCUGUGAGCACUGACAUAAGCACGUGAAUAAGUUGAAGGUUGUGUUCCAGAAAAAGAGAAGUAACAGGAUAAGCUUAACAACAAGCAUCAAAAAGCUUGAUCCGAUCACCAUCUGACAACAGGCAUUGCGAAACGACAACAUCACGAUAUAUGGAGACGGCUUACAGUCGCGCUCGUUCUGCUACGUUGCCGAUCUCGUGGAGGGCAUUUACCGAUUGAUGAACCAAACUGAGACGACAGGUAUUCGUCAAUUUUUAUAUGCCUUGUAUGUUGUGUGGGCUCUGAAUAGACAAUAGUUUUUAGAGGACUCGUGCAAAGAUAGUACGGUGGUUCUUUUUAUAGAUGGUAGCUGUUGCUCCAGUUUACCACGACACCUUGCCGUGGUGGCGGGGACAUCUUCAAAAAGGUGUCAACACUACCAACCAACCAGUAGACCUUUCCUUCUCCAGGUCCAGUAAACCUAGGCAAUCCCGGUGAAUACACGAUGAAAGAGCUUGCCGAGAAAGUGCUCACUUGUCUCCCUGAGAGCGCUUCAAACAUGGAAUAUCGUCCACUACCGGAGGACGAUCCGAAGAGGAGGCGUCCAGAUAUUUCGAAAGCGAAGAAAUAUUUGAAUUAUGACACUUACAAGAAGCUUAGAAGUCCAAAAAUUCAAAUUUCCAAAAUAUUAUUCUAGUCCUCGAUAAGCAUAAAUCGCAAUCAUGAGGUCAACUCGCACAUCGUCUUCUAAUCCAAAUGGGAGCCCACGAUCCCCCUCGAUGACGGUCUGGCGAAGACAGUGGCAGACUUUGCAGAACGAGCGAAGAGAAAUCCUAAAGAACUGGUCUGCUCGCAUCAAAAAGGAGCUGCAAAAGUCCCUGAAAGUGCGAAACCCAUCGCGGCAACUGGGGCGUAGCUGAGGGACGACAGUGCGGCAUGAAAGUACGAAACCUAUCGCAGCGACUGGAGCCUGGAACAGAUGAAGAAAACUGAUCUCUGGAGAACAUGGGCUUCAUGUUUUGAAGAAGAUUGAGUUUUUUUUUUGAAUUAUUUUUUUGAAUCCACCACGACCGAGUCCACGGGUUGUCACGGGUAUAUGAUUAAUGGCGGAUGAGUGUCCGUACUACAAAUAAACUCCCUGAAGUCCUUAUUUCUAGUGUGUGCAGAAUGAACGAACUUUUUUUUGAUUUAUUCCGACAGGAGCGAGUCCUCCUUCGUGGAGGGACUCUCUACUGCAUGGCAAGACCUAUGAUUGAAGAUGUAGCGACCUUUGCGUCGUAGGUAUGUCUUUAUCUACUUCCAUAAGAGUAGAUGUGUUUCAACCAUCAGACUCGGGCUAGUCGAAAAGGCGGUACAAAGAGAAAAGAGUGUUGAAAG